UAGACACGUAACAGGGGAAUGGCCCAGUUGAUAACGCCCAACUGCUCCAUCGACACACUUGACUGGCGGUGUGCUGCGGUUACGUACAAGCCAAUAAUUAUCGCCAGCACCACAUAGGCCAUCAAUCUCAGUAGAAUGGACGACAAUAAUCAACACGAGCAGCAAAAGCAAACGGAUUUCAUGGCUCAAGUCGUCGGCAAGUAUCGACUAGUCGGACAAAUCAAUUACGAAGAAUUCCUCAGAGCCAUCGGGUUGAGCAUGGCCAAACGGGCCAUCGCCAUCAGUCAGGUGCCCCUGGUCGACUGUCGGAUCGACGACGACGGCCAAUGGAACGUCCAGGUGACGGGAAUCAGCAAAGAUUCCGAUUUCAAGUUCCGGCUCGGCGUCGAAAUGAAGCGGGUCACGAUAGACGGACGUCACGUCAAUGAUUUGUUCACCGUGGAAGAGGAAGGCGGCAAAAUGAAAUUAAUUCAAAAAGAAAUUUGGGGCAAUAACCGCAGCUGCGAGGCCGUCAUGGUGCACGAAUUUGACGGAGAUGAUUGGAACAUGACGAUGACGUUUGGUGACGUCACCUGCGUCCGCCACUUCCGGCGUGAGUGAAACUGAAAAUGGGUUGGGUGAUGAUCUCUUAUAUAAUAGAUGUUGUUGAAUUCUAAAUGUUUGAUUGUUUUCUGGCGGCAAUAAUAAUACACGAAUUAAUGUCGAGUCUA
Daphnia pulex (common water flea) is the source of this 710-nucleotide messenger RNA. RefSeq names its product 14 kDa fatty acid-binding protein-like. Lineage: Eukaryota; Metazoa; Arthropoda; Branchiopoda; Diplostraca; Daphniidae. The record is from RefSeq and is a predicted model, not a curated record. Bases 136 to 600 code for a protein of 154 amino acids. Gene Ontology annotation, molecular function: fatty acid binding. The transcript is spliced from 4 exons. Gene Ontology annotation, biological process: fatty acid transport. Gene Ontology annotation, cellular component: cytosol; nucleus.